AUGGCGUUCUCGGGCGCUCUGACGAUCACUGAUUUGGACGAUUUCUUGACUCCCUCUCAGGCGUGUAUCAUCCCUGUACGCAAUGGUAAGGCUCAGUCGGACAUGACAGAUGGCUCGACCGAGAUCCAUAUUGACAGCGAUAACAACUACUAUGAGGUAUCGACCUAUUCUACGGCCGUAGCUGGGCCGUCAAACCCCAAAGCAGCUCUAGAGAAGAAGGCCCUGGAAAGGGCAGAGAUUAACCUGAAUGACUGUCUAGCGUGCAGCGGUUGUAUCACCUCCACCGAGUCCCUCCUCAUCACCCUUCAGUCCCAUCUAGAAGUACUCACGUACAUCAACUCUAUCUCGUCUCCCUCCAUCGACGAAGCUACCCCACCCGAGACUCGCCGGCCAUUUCUCUCUAUAUCCCCUCAAACGCUCGCCUCGCUCUCAGCAUACCACUCCGCCCUUACCUCUCGUCCCCCACUCCCUCUCGGUCUCCUUCUCCGCCGUAUUCGGCACUUCCUUUCCGCAAAAGAGCGCGGAAGUUGGACAGUCGGCGAUACGACAUUCGCGCGGCACCUCUCACUCCGAGAAAGCGUACAGGAAUUCGAGGAGCGUCGGGCGUACGCCAAGGGGAAAUGGGUGGAUCGGACAGGUGGCCAAGGGGGAUAUACGCCCGGCCCGUUCCCUGUUUUGGCGAGCGCAUGUCCGGGAUGGGUGUGCUAUGCCGAGAAGGCGCAGGGGGAUUUGUUGCCCCUGAUGAGCUCGGUGAGGAGUAGUCAGGGCGUCGCGGGUGCGUUGGUCAAGCAGUACUGGGGUGAAAAGGCGGGACUGAAACCGAACGAGAUCUAUCACGUCACUGCCAUGCCGUGCUACGAUAAGAAGCUCGAGGCGUCCCGCUCAGACUUCUACUCUGAAGCACACACCACGCGGGAUGUCGACUGCGUCCUCACCACAGGGGAGCUCGACCUGCUUCUCCAGGACCUCGGUUUCAAUCCAUACGCCCCUACGCCACUCGAUCAUUUCUCACCUUCCUCCUCGGCAUCAGCCACAGCACCAUGGCCAGACCUUCUCACUCCCGCUGGAACAUCCUCUGGCUCAUACCUCCACACCCUCCUCGCACACAUUUCCGCCUCCCAUCCACGACCUUCCGCGCUCCAUACCCGAAAAUUACGCGAUUCGGCCGACAACGAAGAAUACAUCCUGUACGACCCAGACACCAACGAAGUCUUGUUCAAGGGAGCGAAGGUGUAUGGAUUCCGGAAUUUGCAGAAUCUGGUACGGCGAGUCGGGAAGGAGACUGGUUUAGGAAGAGGAAAGGGCGCAGGAAAGCUCGGUGCGGCUGUCGCCGCCCGGCGAAAGAAGGCUCGGGCGGGAGCCGAGAGCUCGGCGUCUACGCCAGGGACCGGAGCGACCACUCCUGCCAGCGGGACCGGAGCGGACGGCGUCGAGGUGGGCGCGGAGCUGGAGAGGCUAAAGAGAUGGGAAGAGAAGAAAAUGGACUAUGUGGAGGUGAUGGCGUGCCCGUCCGGAUGUGUCAACGGCGGAGGUCAAAUGAAGCCUGUCACCCCGGCGGCGGCGGCUGGAAUGGAGGUGGAUGAAGAGGGAUACCCCCGACCCAUGCCCGAUCCGGGCACAGAUACUGCCAAGCCCAAGCUGGGGAAAGAGGGCGGGGAGGAUGGCGAAGAGGGAUGGAGGUGGUCUACGAAGGAAUGGGUGCAGAGGGUGGAGGAGCUGUAUUGGGUCGGCGAGGGAGGGUUGUUGACGCCUCCGGGAUCGCCGGGAUUGACGGGUGGCGUGGAGAAGGCGAGAGAGGGGGAGGCGGAGGUGAAGGCAGAUGAACUGGCGGAGAGGAUAUGUCGGGAUGUGGAGGACACCUUGGGUCCGCAGGGGAGGUGGGAGUUCCUUCGGACACGCUUCAGGAAGGUUGAGGGGGACGUCCUAGGUGGGGAAGGUGGAGUGACCCUUGAGGCUGUCACGUGGUAG
Molecule: messenger RNA, 1968 nt
Organism: Dioszegia hungarica
Lineage: Eukaryota; Fungi; Basidiomycota; Tremellomycetes; Tremellales; Bulleribasidiaceae
Product: putative iron hydrogenase
Exons: 6
Coding region: 1-1968 (655 amino acids)
Biological process (GO): iron-sulfur cluster assembly
Cellular component (GO): cytosolic [4Fe-4S] assembly targeting complex
Molecular function (GO): 4 iron, 4 sulfur cluster binding
Source: RefSeq, a predicted model, not a curated record